CUCUAAAAGAAUUGCAUAACGCAUUCCGAAGAGUCGAAUACUCACCAGCAGAAUUCAGUGGGCGAUGCUAGUUGAGCUCCUGCGAAAUAUUUGCCGGACAUGGGGACAAGGAGCUUGGACGAGGAGACUUGUUGCAGCGCUGCAGUGGGAUUGCUUUUUAGGGGAGAGCUCUCGUCUCUCGUUUCCCGCUAUGGUUGUCUAUCACUGGGAUAGUGGCGGGAUUAGUGAUGGCAAUGGGACGGCGGGGCGGGUACCUCAAUUCCCAUGCCCCGCCCCACGCUACUGCGGAUCGAGGCGGGCGCGGAUACUGGGCGGGUAUACCCAUUCUUAAUUGUUAUUUGAAAAAAAUACACGUAAAGUUUACUUUUUACGAUAAAAAGAAGGGGACAAUACUUUAUAAAUGAAAUAUGGACGAAUUCGAUAAAAAAUUGAGAUAGAAUGGGCCAAGAACGUGGCAGAGCGGGUCAAAAGUAGAUACCCAUAGCUCGCCCCACGUUACUGCGGGUCGGGUAAUACCCGUCCCAUCGCGGGUCAGGUCAGGUAAUACCCGCGGGGCGGGUCCAAAUUGCCAUUGUUAGGCGGGAUGCAAAAUUUGUUUAGUUGUUGGUCUUAUGAAAGACUAGAUUAUAAAUAGAGCCGGAGAGGAUUUAUAACACGAAUGUUGCCUAGCUGAGAUGAGAAAGUAGUCUACAUGUUAAUGCAUUGUCGCUUGUUUGAAUCACAAGUUGCCAAUAUAUACUGAGGGAUUUUUUUCCAAUCGGCAAGGGGGUUGCACGCACCCCAAGUGAUCAAGUGGCUCCGCCUCUGGUUUACAUGGCGCGACCGUCCAGAACCCAACAACUGAAAAACCCCAAGUUGAAGAUGAAGGUUUCGGUAUCUUACGAUUUGGAAGACCUGCAUGAGACUAAAGAGGAGGAGGAGAAGGGGAAGGGUAAGAAGAAGAAGAAGAAGAAGCAUAGGUUGGAUUCUGAUUCGGGCAGUGAAAGUGAGGCUUCUAUUUUCGAGAGUGAUAGUGAGUCUUCGUCGGUUACUGGGUCAGAGUGUUCAUCUGCUGAGAUUAGUUCGGAGGAUUACAGUUCAUCCUCGAAUUCAGAGGAAGAGAAGGGGCGGAGGAGGAAGAAGAAACAGAAGAUGAGAUUGAGGCGGAGGAGGUACAACUCGUCCUCGGAGUCUUCUGAUUCUGGCUCGGGUUCAUACUCGGAAUCUGAGGAGGAUAGGAGCAACAAACGAAAGAAGAAAUCCAACAGGAAGCGUUGAAAAAUGCUCUUUCGCACCUUGCAAUUGCAACAAGUAAAGUCAACACCAACUUCAAGAGCAAGUAAACUAAAGGAUAAAAGAAAAGGGGAUGUGGCAGUGGGUCUCGGUAAUUAGAAACUAAAAAGAGGUAAGUAUGAGUUUUUUAUUUUAUUUUUUAUUUUCAAUAAAAGAAGGGUCAAGGGGUGGAAACAGAAAGUUUCAAAGGAUGAGGUUAUGUAUAUUUUUUUCAUUGUUAGGUUGUGUUGUGGGUUACUUUAAAACAAAUAUAUUUAUUUGAUUUUACUUAUUAUUGUUUAUUACUAAUUAAGAUAAAUAACUUUAUAAUAA
Molecule: messenger RNA, 1584 nt
Organism: Linum trigynum
Lineage: Eukaryota; Viridiplantae; Streptophyta; Magnoliopsida; Malpighiales; Linaceae
Source: the annotation of a GenBank genome assembly